This is a messenger RNA of Effrenium voratum, 1233 nucleotides long. The record is from the annotation of a GenBank genome assembly. NCBI's taxonomy places the organism in Eukaryota, Dinophyceae, Suessiales, Symbiodiniaceae.
AUGCUGGCUUUGGCUGCUCGUCCUGCGUUGGCCGGGAAAAGCGGUGUGCCUCGCGUGGUGGGAGCUUCUUGUCGCCGAUUUUCCUCCCGCACUGUGAACCUGGCAUGGCCUGAUGGCCGGCCUGCAGGUUCCUUUCUUCCUAAGUUCCUGCGGGAGAACACGGUGGAGGCCUGGGACGUGUCAUCGAAGCAGCGCUUGGACUUCUGCCUCCACGCUGACCUCCAGGUCACGGAGGUGCAGGCGGAGGGCCGGGCGUUUCGCCUCUGCUUCUCGGACGGCCACGUGGGCACCUUCUUGCCGCCGCGCCCGGCGCCGGAGAUGUGGUCCCAGGGGCUGAUGAACAAGCCACGGACCUUGUGGGGCAGCAGCAACACUGCGGCGGUCCAAGAAGAGCUCGAGCGCGGCUCCUUGCGCUUUGAGUGGGAAGAACUCAUCCAGGACAGCUCUUCGGCAGCAAGACGCUGGAUUGAGGCCAUGCACAGCCACGGCGUGGCUCUGGUGGCCGGCCUACCUCAGGAUGCGCAGGCUAUGCAGGGCUUUGCUGCGGCUUUGGGCACCUAUUUGGUUCCCACCGUCUACGGAGAGACAUUCCAGAUCCAGUCGGUUUCCGAGCCCAACAACCUCGCGUACUCCAGCCUGGGCCUUCAGAUGCACACGGACCUGCCCUUCUACUCGUUACCUCCAAGCCUUCAGCUCUUCCAGUGCCUGCGCCAGGCCGAGGGGGGGCUGUCGCUGGCGUUGGAUGGCUUUGACGCCGCCCGCGCGCUGCGCGCGGCGCCCGGCGGGGAGGAGGCCUUCAAGGUGCUCUGCAGCGAGCAGCUCCGAUUCCAGGACAUCACCAACGACUGGUUCUUAAGCGCGGACCAUCCCACUUUGCUGCUCUCUCCCGACUCCGAGCGCGACCCGAUCCAGCGACUCCAACGUGUCCACUUCAACGAACGCAGCAGGGACUCCUGGCGUCAGUGGCUGCCCAACCAGCCGCAGGCCAGCCGCAUUUACGAGGCGUUGCACCUCUACGAGCAGCUGGUGGAAGAGAGGUCUCGCUACGUCUCGCUUCACCUGGCGCCCGGCGAGAUGAUUUGCACCGACAACUGGCGAGUGAUGCACUCACGCACCAGCUUCACAGGCAGCAGACACUUCGUGGGCGGUUACCUGGACUGGGACGCAGUGCGUGCGCGCUGGCGGGCGCUGGCCGGUCUCUGGCAGGGCCAAAACCAGCUGAUCCAGGACUGA